Messenger RNA from Dreissena polymorpha, 4369 nucleotides. Its product is annotated as contactin-5-like. The record is from RefSeq and is a predicted model, not a curated record. Gene Ontology annotation, biological process: cell-cell adhesion. Gene Ontology annotation, molecular function: protein binding. The transcript has 29 exons. NCBI's taxonomy places the organism in Eukaryota, Metazoa, Mollusca, Bivalvia, Myida, Dreissenidae. Bases 225 to 4061 code for a protein of 1278 amino acids.
UCCUUCAAACAACUACUAGUUUUCUUGAAGACAAAAACAAAAGAUUUAACUUUAACCACGUGAGUUAUUUAUCAAUCAAACUGUAGUGAAAAUAUUUCCAUAGCGAAAUCCGUGUUUGAAGAACAUUAUAAAUCAACACCGUUUGGAAAGGCGUGUUGCUGUAUGGACGGAGAUUUAAGCAAACUGGUUUAUUUGAGGCUGUGUAUCAGUAACUGAACGUCACAAUGAGUUUGAGUCCAUUUAUCAUCACACUUCUGUGUUUAUUUACGGAUAUUAUUUCAGGACAAGUUAAUUAUGGUUGUCCAAAAGGUUGGCACCAGUUUCAAACUAAGUGCUAUCAGUUUGUGGAUUCACCGCUUAUGGUUUACGAAGAGGCAAUUGCCGCAUGCUGGUUUAAUGGUGCCCAACUAGUCUCCUUGGACUCUGAUGCUAAAAAUACCUAUAUCACCAAAUGGAUUAAAUCAAAUAUUCCAAUAAGAGCCGGCUAUUGGUACACGUCAGGGUACUACUACGAUUAUGAUGUAUUGUGGGAAGGUACCGGCCAAUUUCACACGGGUAAGGUAUACUGGGCGGACGAUCAACCACCGCCUCCAAACAUCAAAUCCAGGGUUGUUCUGUCAAGCGAGAAGGACUUUAUGUGGAGCAAUAUCACAGCGAGUACACCUGGCAGCUACGUGUGUGAGGUACACCUAUCGGAUGCCCCCGACACCAACAUUAUGGCAAGGGAUUUUUCGUAUGGAUCCGGUUUCACGGACCUAUCUCAUAUUGAACGUGGACCUGUCAUUACAAGGCAACCGAGAAGUGUUGUGGUUUUCGAAGGUGUACAAAGUGUUGAAAUCACAUGCCUCGCAACUGGUCAACCACUUCCCACGUACCAGUUCCUGGCUACUGGGAAUGAAAACAUUACGAAAGUGUUCCCCAAUGAUCGCUACACUCUAACCGCUGGCAAAUUGACCAUCACUGGCCCAGACCAAACGAUUGACAGUCCGACUUACCAAGUCAUGGUUAGCAAUUCUGUCGGAACUGUUCUUAGCGACACCGCAGACAUAAUCUUUGGAAGUCUUGGGUACUUUUCCAACGUUAAGCCGGACGUUGUUAUUGCUGAACAAUUCAUGGGGCAAAUGAUUGAAUGCGAUAGACCGUCGUAUACGCCAAGAGUUGUCUAUUCGUGGUUUACCGAGUCCGUCAACUAUGUCCACUUCUGGGAGGACUACGAGAACUUCUUCGUCUCUCAGUCCGGCCGCCUCUACAUAUCCUCGGUACAGCCAACAGAGGUCAACCGCGAGUACUUCUGCACUGUGUCCCUUGUAGGAACCGAGAACGCUGAACUUGGAGAGGCCAACAUGCUCGUUCGCACGAGUAUGGGACACCUGCUGACGCUCCGGCCAAGCGCAUCUUCUGACAACGAUUAUGGACCUAUCCUGUACACGCACGUGUUGCCAGUCCCUACCAUGAGAGGUGGAACGAUUCGAAUGGAGUGCGUCGCAUAUGGAAAGCUUCCGUUACGUUACACGUGGUACAGAGAAGACGGUCAGUCAUUGGGGCCAACCGCAGCGUUGUCAGAUAGGAACCGUGUACUGACCAUUACGAAUGCCACGUUGUCUGCGGAAGGGAACUAUGUUUGCGAGUGCCAAGGUGGCAGCGGCGAAACUUCAAGGAAAGUUGUAACACUCACUAUGGAAUCUAAACCCUACUUCCCGUUUGGCAUAAACAACAAGUUUGCGGAUCCGGGCAAAACACUGAACUGGUUCUGUAAGGCAGUCGGUCAUCCAACCCCUCACUACACGUGGUUCAAGAACGGGCAGCAGAUACAACAAGUAUCAGAGAAAAUUGAGAUAACUGAUGGUGGCAAAAGGUUAAAGAUUAUCAACGUUAAACGUGGGACGGACGAAGGGAUGUACCAGUGUGCGGCCACCAACGACUACGGUACAACAUACAGCUCUGGACGAUUGAAGAUUCUGUUGUUUAAGCCUUCCUUCGACAAACGCCCUCUACCACAAGUAUCGUACGGUGCUAUGAACGGUAACACCACUAUACCAUGUGGCGUGGAAGGGGCGCCCGUACCUGAGAUAAAAUGGCUGAAGGACGGUAGCGACCUAGGAAUAACAUAUGGCGCCGUCUUGGGCAGUCGCAUUUACAUGGAUACGGCCUUCACCCUUCAUAUAACCGGCGUGCAGAUGUCGGAUGGCGGAUAUUAUACAUGUCAGGCCGUCAACAGCGAGGGUGAAGCGAGAAAUCACACCACGCUAAUAGUUGAAGCCGGAGCUCGCAUCAGGCCAUCCGCGGACAUCGUGCGAGUGCAAGUCAACGAUACAGCCUUUUUGUUUUGUCAGGCGGACUAUGACUACAGAUACGACGUCGCAUAUGUAUGGAAGCUCAAUGGAGUUGUCAUCAACUACAUACUAUCCCCAGAAUACGUCACGGGAACUAAAGCCGAUGAAAAUGGGCUUUAUAUCGUUAAUGCUAGAUACCAGAACGAGGGUGUAUACGAAUGCGAAGUGAAAACUCCUCUAAACACCGUCGCUGCUAAAACCACACUCAUUGUUUAUGGUCCCCCUGGACCCGUUGCUGGCGUUUACGCUGAGCUUGCAACAGAAACGUCACAGUCCGUGGUCCUCGUGUGGACUGUAACCGUCGACAUGGAACAUCAUGGUGACAUCACGGGAUUCGACAUCGAGGCGAUGACGUCAUACAAAUCUGGAACGUGGUUUCCGGUGAUGUUGGACAUUGAUAAGGAUCGGGCGGUGAGGUACGCAGACGACAUUGGGAAGCGCGGGGACCAGUGCGCAUGGAACGUCACUGGUCUCGUUCCCAACACCAAUUACCGUUUUCGGAUAAGGGCGAUCAACAUGUACGGAAGAGGACAAGAAGCAAGCAAUCCAUCAACAAGUAUCCAUACUGGGUCAAUGCCACCAGUGACUGCUCCAAAGAAUGUCGGUGGAGGCGGUGGCACAGUGGGUGUCCUCAAAAUCAAGUGGCAGCCCUUUGAUGUAUCGGAACAUUGCGGUCCAGGAAUAGGCUACAAUGUUUACUGGAAAAGACUGAGUGAUACUAGAGAUUGGCGAAAGGAAAAGGUUAACGACUCUCUUGCAGUCAUGGAGGGAAUUUACGUUACCACCGUAGGAGUAGAAAAUUACUACCUUCCUUACUUGGCGAAAGUGGGGGCAUAUAACGAUAUUGGCGAUGGCCCAAACUCCACGGAGGUCCAAAUAUUCUCUGCUGAAGGAAUGCCCCAGGUGGUCCCCGUGUCGAAGGAUGUCGAGACAUUUAAUGGAACCAGUAUCAUACCUUACUGGGAACCGGUAGAGGAAUACAAGGGAAGUCAUGCAUGGCCGUGUCGCUGGGAUAUCGGUUACAUGUACGUGGUCUACUACUAUGCCAAUGUUAAUGACAUUACGCCAUUCGAUGGUAGCGAGCCGGACGAGAUCCUCAAUGAUAUCAAGUUCAAGGACGUCUAUGGCCAAACGGACCACGCACAAUUAGUGGGACUCAAGUCCAACUGCGAGUUCUUUACACGAGUGCAGGUCUUUAAUGGCGCAGGGUUUGGACCUAAGGGUGAAUGGCGACGAUCCGAAACAGCAAAUACACCCCUUCGGCAGCAUCCAGUGCAAAUAAAGAUAUACCAGCACGGACCGUACAGUAUCGUCGUAAAAUGGCAAGGUGUCGUGGAAAACUACGACGAAAGCUCUCUUGAAGGAUAUAUAGUUCGAGUCUGGAAAGUACACGAAGACGUUCGGACUGCUGUGGACACCUUGAGCUUUACGGAAGAGGCGAUAGUUUACCAUCUACAGCAGAAUCAAGUCUAUGUACUGCGCGUGCUCGGGUUCAGCUCGUCAGGUGACGGCGCUAUAAGUGAAGCCCGUUAUUUUAUGAUCACGAGUAACACGCUGCAGUUUUAUAGCGUUUCGGUUGACCCAGCUGUGUCGCAAAUGUGUUUCUACGAACAAUAUUCCGGCGUCUGUGAUGGGACCGAGGCAUUGAGUGAUCGAGCGAAAUCUGUUAUAAUUGUUGGUGCCAUAUUUUUAACAGUAUUGUCCACGAAUAUUUUAAGUGAAUUGUGAGUUGUGUCUGUUAAGAUUACGGUAAACAUUAUGAGUCAGGCGUACAUAAAUGCGAUGUAUUUUAUCAAAGAGCUUUGCUUUGAAUAUAAGUAUUACGCAGUGACAACAUAGCUUUAACUUAUAUCAAAUGCAGAAUUCAUAAACAUAACAAUACUGAUAACAAUAUUAAAUAAAUACAUAUGUAUGUGCAAGUAAGCCUACUUGAGCAUCGUUUUGGAAAGUUAUUAAAGUGAAGACACAUGUCGCGUUUGAGUGCUAAAAUAAGCACAAAGACACGAUUAAGCGUGUGUUUACCCAUUUGUGCCUAG